Messenger RNA from Spea bombifrons (plains spadefoot toad), 2614 nucleotides. RefSeq names its product ectonucleoside triphosphate diphosphohydrolase 4 (gene ENTPD4). Lineage: Eukaryota; Metazoa; Chordata; Amphibia; Anura; Pelobatidae. The coding region runs from base 312 to 2162 and encodes 616 amino acids. The transcript has 13 exons. Gene Ontology annotation, biological process: nucleoside diphosphate catabolic process. Gene Ontology annotation, molecular function: nucleoside diphosphate phosphatase activity. The record is from RefSeq and is a predicted model, not a curated record. Gene Ontology annotation, cellular component: membrane.
GAUUCACUCUCGCGAUACAUAGACAGGUGUCCGGUUGCUAGGGCCGCCUGGUUACCGGGGCCUUUGACAGAGGGGCAGUCUCCAAAGACAGACGAUGUACUAAUCGCCGGGUCCAACUCCUCCCAGGGGGACAGCCUUUCGCGUUGACGUGUCCUUCACCCGGUGAGGGCACCGGAUCCCAGCUAAAGGUGCGGGAUCUCCAGCUAGAGGUGAAAUGCGUUGGUAACAUUACAUUGAGAGAGAAGAAAUGAUGGCAUUAUGGGGUGAAUUCCUUUCUUUUCUGAGCGAUUGUUCCUGGUAGAAUUCCAAAAAUGGGAAGGAUAAACAUUGCUUGCCUGCUUCCGGCUUCCUGGCAUUUCAGCCUCUCUCCUGCCAGCUGCCCCCGUGUCCUGAAUGUCACCCUACGUCAGCUGCUGAUGAUCAGCGUGGCGGCCGCCGUUCUGUUCUUACUUAUCUACUCUCUGCUCUUAGCGAGGACCAAGUACAGCCGAACACAUCGAGAAAGAAAAUAUCACAGAUAUCUAGGUCGUGUGACGGAUAUGGAAGCCACUGACACAAGCAACCCCAACUUAAAUUACGGUGUGGUAGUGGAUUGUGGGAGCAGUGGAUCACGGAUAUUUGUGUACUUCUGGCCACGUCACAAUGGCAAUCCACACGACCUGCUGGACAUCAAGCAAAUGAGAGACCAGAACAGAAAUACUGUGGUCUUGAAGAUCAAGCCAGGCAUUUCAGAACUAGCAACCACCCCAGAGAAAGCAAGUGACUAUAUCUCCCCUCUGCUCGAGUUUGCGGCUGGCCACAUACCCCGGGAAAAGCACAAAGAGACCCCCUUGUAUAUUCUCUGCACAGCAGGUCUUCGCAUUUUGACUGAGAGCCAGCAGGAGGCAAUCCUGGAAGACUUGAGGACGGACAUCCCGGUACAUUACGACUUUCUCUUCUCUGACUCCCACGCAGAGGUCAUCUCAGGGAAGCAGGAGGGUGUGUACGCCUGGAUCGGCAUCAACUUCGUGCUCGGCCGCUUUGAUCAUAUUGAUGACGAAGACGAUGCUGUGGUAGAGGUGAACGUACCUGGUAAUGAAGACAAGGAAGCCAUCUUGCGCAAGCGCACGGCCGGCAUCCUGGACAUGGGUGGGGUUUCCACCCAAAUCGCAUACGAAGUUCCUAAAAGUGUAAGCUUUACCUCCUCCCAGCAGGAAGAGAUGGCUAAGAACUUGCUGGCAGAGUUCAAUCUUGGCUGCGAUGCCCACGAGACGCAGCAUGUAUAUAGGGUAUACGUGGCCACUUUCCUGGGUUUUGGGGGCAAUGCUGCCCGCCAGAGAUACGAGGGGGUCAUCUUUUCCAGCACCAUGGAAAAGAACAGGCUUUUGGGCAAGCAGCUUGGUAUGUCCUCGGAUGCUCCUUACUUGGACCCAUGUCUUCCUCUGGACAUCUCCGACACAAUCCAGCAGGGGGGACAGACCCUGUAUGUGCGCGGCACAGGAGACUUCCAGCUGUGCCGUCGGGUCAUCCAACCCCUUAUGAACUUGUCCAAUGAGACUCAGACCACUCUGAAUGGCAUCUACCAGCCGCCGCUCCCCUACCACAACAGCGAGUUCUACGGCUUCUCGGAGUUCUACUACUGCACAGAGGAUGUACUGCGCAUGGGGGGAGACUACAGCUCCGCGCGCUUCUCGCGGGCAGCACAGGAUUACUGCUCUACGAGAUGGUCUGUGCUCAAGGAGAGAUUUGACCGUCGUCUUUAUGCAUCACACGCUGACCUACAUAGGCUUAAAUAUCAGUGCUUCAAGUCUGCCUGGAUGUAUGAGGUUUUCCAUACAGGCUUCUCCUUCCCGGCUAAUUACAGCAAUCUGAAGACUGUGCUGCAGGUUUACGACAAGGAAGUGCAGUGGACGCUGGGAGCCAUUUUGUACCGAACCAGGUUCCUGCCCCUGAGGGAUAUUCAGCAGGAUCACUUCCGUGGCAGCCAUCCACACUGGCGAGGAGCAUCCUUCGUUUACAACCACUACCUGUUCUUGGGUUGCUUCCUGGUUGUCCUGCUCGCCAUCGUGCUUUACCUACUGAGGCUUAGACGCAUCCACCGUCGCAUGCAGCGCAAUACCUCUUCCUCUGCUCUGUGGGUGGAACAAGGACUGCAGCCCAGUGGGCUCCCAAGCCCUUUGUGAUAAACUGCCAUCCGGACCCCGCACGCCUCCUCGUCUGCAGGUCGGAAGGGUUCAAUCUGUUCUUCAUUCCCCUGUCCAGCAGUGACCAUGGAUGGAGGGUGAAGGCUGGCAGUGUGUGGGUCGAUCUGGCUCUUGGAGCAGCCAUAAUUGACUGGAGGGGAGACUAAGCCAUGUUCUGUUCUUCUUUGGGUUUUUUUUUUAGGGUUUUUGUUUUGUUUUGUUUUUUUACCUCAGGGGUCCCCAUUGCAUCCCUAAGCAGUAAUUGCGGUUGUGUUUGUCUUAAUUUGAAUGGAGGACACAGCAGAACUGGGAUUGUUACGCUCACAAGAGACGGCUUGCAUUAAAUCAGAUCACUGCGGCUGGAGUUGUGUAGUUUGCAUGUUAUAAAGUCCUACUGAUGCCCUUGUUGUAAAAAGUAGUCCUACUGUGGCCAUAAAGAGCUCUCUGUAGAA